Dendrobium catenatum is the source of this 1155-nucleotide messenger RNA. RefSeq lists its product as uncharacterized. The coding region runs from base 1 to 1155 and encodes 384 amino acids. Gene Ontology annotation, molecular function: zinc ion binding; nucleic acid binding. NCBI's taxonomy places the organism in Eukaryota, Viridiplantae, Streptophyta, Magnoliopsida, Asparagales, Orchidaceae. The record is from RefSeq and is a predicted model, not a curated record. The transcript has a single exon.
AUGGUAAAGCUUCAUUUGGAGAAGGAACAGGAUAACUCAAACAGACUUAAGAAGUUUCUUGUGAUCAAGGUCUUUGGCAGUAAUAUCCCUUUUAAUAUCAUAAGCAUUGAGUUGAGGAAGCAAUGGGCUAGGAUUGGGAAAUUCCAUUUAACCCGAUUAGGAUUGGGAUGGGUGCUCUGUGCAUUCGAAGAAAAUGACUCUUUGGAGGAAAUCAUAGCUUCAGGUCCCUGGUAUGUAAAUGGUAACAUAGUGGGCAUGGACAGAAGGGCAGUUGCUUUCUCACCUUCUUCAUUCAAAGGUUUCAUGGCUCCAAUUUGGAUUCGAAUGCCCAGCCUUCCACUUCAACGUUGGGAUGAAGUAAAUGUUUGUAGAAUUGCAUCCAUGUUGGGCACUCCAUACUUAAUUGACGAAAACAUGUUCCAGUGGAGUAGAAGAGAAUUCACAAGGGUUUGUGUGAGAAUCAAACUUGAUGAGAAAUUAUCAUUAGGAGUAUGGGUGAAAGGUAAUUUGGGUAAAUUAUACCAAAGCAUAGAAUAUGAAAGAUUGCCUACCUUCUGCUUCAACUGUGGAAAGCUUGGUCACCUAAGGAAGGAAUGCUUGAAGAAAAUGUCACCAAUCAAACAAAAUCAAGUUGUGGAAGCUCAAGUCAGUAAAGAUAAGUUGGUAGAGAAUUUCAUAGUAACAGAACCAAAAACAAAAUCACAAGCACUAGCUUCAAAUAAUGGAAGCAAUGGAGAAGUAUAUGGUCCAUGGAUUCAUCUGAAUUACAAAAAGAAGAAAGUUCCUAGAUCUCUUUCAACAAAAGGAGAAGAUAGGAUCUUAAAAGCAACUCUUGAUAAAAAUUCAAAUGAUUUUGUUAUUCCCAGCACUUCUAAUGUUAUUGAAGCAAUUGGUGCAAAAGAACUAUUAAAACCUGCUUCAAUGGGUCUAGUUGAUCAGAAUCUGGAUAAAGAAGGUGAGAAGAAAAGGUCUCCAUCAAAAGAUGAUAUCAGUUGCACUGGAGUGGAUAUUCAAAGAAAGUUAGAAAAGGGUCAUGGUAAAAAUUUUAUCACUGAAGGAAUUCCUGGUAAUAAAAAUAAAUUUGAAGCCUUGAAUAACAUUGCUAAGGAAGGAGAGAGUUCAAGAGAAUAUACCUCCAGACAAUCUUGUCCUUGA